AUGGGGUACCCCCUGGACAACUGGCUCUGCCUGGCUUUCUACGCCAGCCGCUUCGACACGGGGACCGUGACGGAGAACUCGGACGGCAGCUCCGACUAUGGCAUCUUCCAGAUCAACAGCUGCCGCUGGUGCAGCGACCAGCGCAGCCGCACGCUGGACCUGUGCCAGACGCGCUGCUGCGAUUUACUGACUGCCGACCUAGUGGACGACAUCAACUGUGUCAAGAAAGUCGUGAUGGACUGGCAGGGGAUGGAAGUCUGGGAAGUGUCCUGGGUCCGGUGUCAUUGCCCAGCGGCAGGAGUAGAGAGCAGGCGGAUCCAGUCGGCAGAUGACACAGAGUGA
This is a messenger RNA of Chelonoidis abingdonii (Abingdon island giant tortoise), 342 nucleotides long. RefSeq names its product lysozyme-like protein 6. NCBI's taxonomy places the organism in Eukaryota, Metazoa, Chordata, Testudines, Testudinidae. The record is from RefSeq and is a predicted model, not a curated record. Gene Ontology annotation, cellular component: sperm flagellum; acrosomal vesicle. Gene Ontology annotation, molecular function: lysozyme activity. Gene Ontology annotation, biological process: fusion of sperm to egg plasma membrane involved in single fertilization.